AUGCCCACCAUAGCAGCAUCAUAUCCAUCGCCGAAGCAGAGCCCGGUUUCUGUUGGCGAUGUUUUCAUACCAGACCUCACUAAAGCAGAUUUAAUACAGCUUUACUUUGACCGUGUUCAUCCAAUUGCCCCCAUCUUUAACAAGUCGAAAACUUUCGGAUGGAUAAACGAUGCGAAUACCAUAAGUGAGCCUCAACAAUGUCUACAGUAUGCCAUGUUGACAUCCGCUACGGCCUUCUCAAGCCAAUUUAGCGGUCUCCAAGACGCCAUCUACGCUAAGACUCGAUUCAUGCUCGAUCAGCUGGACCUAAACGGUAGUGACUCUCCAAUUUGCCAUAUCGAGCACCUGCAGGCGUGGAUUCUUAUCACAUUCUAUGAAUUUGCUAAGACCAAUUACCGACGAGGGUGGCUUAGCGCCGGCCGAGUCUUCCGACUAGUCCAAUUUCUAAAGCUCUACGAGCUAGAUAGUCCCAGAGUCUUAGGAACAGAGUGUGAUGAUAAUGUGAUUACGCUAGAGGAAAAGAGGCGCACAUUCUGGGUCGCCUAUUGCCUUGACCGGUUCAUUAGCGUCAGCGAGGGUUCUCCUAUGACGCUGAACGAGGAAGUAGUGAGUUCCAAUGUAUUCCUUGCAGCAGUUCGGUGGAAUCUAGGAGACACUCGUGAAAAAGAAACUUAUUCUCGAUUUUGA
Molecule: messenger RNA, 687 nt
Organism: Daldinia childiae
Lineage: Eukaryota; Fungi; Ascomycota; Sordariomycetes; Xylariales; Hypoxylaceae
Product: fungal specific transcription factor domain protein
Exons: 2
Coding region: 1-687 (228 amino acids)
Biological process (GO): DNA-templated transcription
Cellular component (GO): nucleus
Molecular function (GO): zinc ion binding; DNA binding
Source: RefSeq, a predicted model, not a curated record